Messenger RNA from Scutellospora calospora, 327 nucleotides. NCBI's taxonomy places the organism in Eukaryota, Fungi, Glomeromycota, Glomeromycetes, Diversisporales, Gigasporaceae. The record is from the annotation of a GenBank genome assembly.
GUCAAAGUAGUAGUAGAUGGUCGAGUCGAAGUAGUAGUGGAUAGUAGAGUCGAAGUAGUAGUAGAUAGUUGGGUCGAAGUAGUAGUAGAUGGUCGAGUCGAAGUAGUAGUAGAUAGUCAAGUUGAAGUAGUAGUGAAUAGUCGAGUCGAAGUGGUAGUGGAUAAUUGGGUUGAAGUAGUAGAGGAUGGUCGAGUCGAAGUGGUAGUGGAUAGUUGGGUCAAAGUGGUAGUAGAUAGUUGGGUCAAAGUGGUAGUAGAUAGUUGGGUCGAAGUAGUAGUGGAUGGUUGGGUCGAAGUGGUAAUGGAUGGUCGAGUCGAAGACAGUUGA